Messenger RNA from Caenorhabditis elegans, 916 nucleotides. RefSeq lists its product as uncharacterized. NCBI's taxonomy places the organism in Eukaryota, Metazoa, Nematoda, Chromadorea, Rhabditida, Rhabditidae. The record is from RefSeq and is marked reviewed. The transcript is spliced from 4 exons. Bases 2 to 880 code for a protein of 292 amino acids.
AAUGCCCGCUUUUUCGCCGCUUGCGGCAACGAACGAGAAGAACCGACCAAUCGAUGUCAUCUGGUCUCAUGAAGACGAUGAAGAAGAACAAACUAUUCCUGUUGUCAAAAAUCAAGGAUUCGUUGCUAAAGUUUUCAAUAGCCGCAACACUCAACAUGCCAAAUUGAUCGUGUUGGCAGUUCUUGCUCUUGUGCACUUCUACUAUCUCAAUGAUUUCCUCGUCAAAUUUGCUGCAGUUGAUCAAAUGGCUCAAGAUGCGAGAUACAUUAAACCAUCUGGAAUAAAUCACCGUAUGGAUAUGGCUUCAGUGAGAUACACCUUCCAAGGGUUCAUUGAUUACAAGAAGAACUUGUGGAUGACAGUUGGUGCAAUGUGUGCAUCACUUGCAACAACAGCUUCACUUCUAACCAUCUACAGUAGUCCACGUGAUGUGUUCAACCGUGCAGCAAUGGCAGUUAUUCGUGUUUUCGAUUUAUGUGCAUUCAUGUUCAUUUCUUUCCUUCUUUUCGCUAGAAUUUCAUCAGCUGUCAUUAUCAACCAUACAACUCAACACUCACUUCGUGCAGCUUCUCGUAUUUCUGUAAAUCUUGUCAAUGACCUUGGAAACUCGCUUUCGUGCACCGUUGAGCCAAGAGGUGAACUGCCAAUUUGCAGUCGUCAAAUCAUUGAUUCAAUCUUCCCAGUACAAGUUAUCGAAUAUCUUAUCAUUUUGUGCAUUCUUACCGGAGCUUAUAUCGGAUUGGCCUACCUCAUCGAAUGGUGCAUCCGUCACUUCUUCCCACCAACCCAUGAGAAGCUCACCCCAAUCAGUGCAAUUUCUCGUAAUCUUUUAGUUUCAUCUCGUUGCUCAUCGGACAAUUCUGUCCUUAUCGCUGCAUAAUCACCUCUUCUCAUAUUUCUAUCAAUUUUUCUUCUC